UGAGAUUGGCCAAGUAAAAUGUAGUGGAAAUAAUUUAGAUAUAUAACUUAUUGUAUUUUUUACUGGAUUAUUCAAAGUAAAAUUGUCAGCUACAAAUAUCAACAUAAAUUUUUGAAGUUCUCAUUUCUUUAAAGGUUUUGAAAGAUUUAUUUCUAUUCAUUUUUCAGUUGUACAAGCUAAUAAUUUAUUACAAAACGGUGGAAGUGUCACUAUUAAGCGUCUGUGUGAAACUCAGACAUUAGAACAACAAUACGUCAUGGUUCAACCACAGACACACAUAUGUAAUGUGUAGAAGGAAAAAUACAAAAAAAUAUUUGGUCUCUAAAAAUAACACAUUACAGUUGAGGUGUUGCCGGAAUAGUCAGUAAAAAAAUAAAAAAAAAACAGGAAACUCAAUUAAACUUAAACUUUAUUUAGUAUUACAUACAUAUAAAAUUAUAUGAAAUAUAUAAAUACUUGAAACACGUGAGUUAUUGAGUCUGGAAAGAGCAUUUUGCCACUUUUAAAUAAUUAAUGACACAUUUAUUUAUUUAAUGGUGUAUAUAUUUAUUUCAUUCUGGCUCUUUCUAGACUCAAUAGUUAGGAAGAAUCGCAGGAGUUGGAACUUCAGAAACCCAUAACAGCGAGCAUUCCACGCGUUGCGUAAUGACGUCACACGUAAGCUCGUCUUGAGUACGUCACGCCGCUUUCAUCCCAGGAGGCGGAAUCGACCCGCGUGCGCAGUGGGCAGGGAUCCAGCAGCCGCCUCAGACGCCCCCUCCGCCACGGUUGUUGUCCCCUCAAGCAGCGUCUGGUGCCGAGAGCUGGCCCGCCGAGUGCAUGCAGCAGAAUGGGUCGAGCGCUUCCAACGGUUCCGGAGGCUGCGGUCGGGAGCGCCAGUCUCCGUCCUUCAGCCCGCUGCCCGCCGCCACCACUCGGGUGAGACGCUUCAUCCAGGAGAGGCGGACGCUGCCCCUGCCCAGAGUGAUGGUGGUUUUCUCGGGCGCGGGGGACGGCGACAAACCGGGAGAUGCCAUGUCAGGUUCGGAACCUGCGGAGGACGAUCCCCGACAGCCGGCCUCCCCCUCACCGAACCGCACCCCGAGUAAGCCGCCCCGCUCCUCCCUGAACAGCCAGGAGCAGGAGUUUCCGGAGGUCAUUUCUCUGAACGUGGGGGGCACAUACUUCACCACUCGCCUGUCCACGCUGCGCCGCUACGAAGACACCAUGUUGGCCGCCAUGUUCAGCGGGCGUCAUUACAUCCCGCGGGACGCUGAGGGGCGCUUCUUCAUUGACCGGGACGGAGCAUAUUUUGGGGACAUCCUGAACUUCCUGCGUGAAGGCGAGCUUCCUCUUCGGGACCGAGUCCGAGCCGUGUACAGGGAGGCGCAGUACUACUCCAUCGGCCCGCUGCUGGACCAGCUGGAGGACACCCAGCCGCUGACGGGGGAGAAGGUCCGGCAGGCUUUCCUCGAUCUGCUGCCCUACUACAAAGACAACCUGGAGCGCAUCGUGGAGAUUGCUAAACUGAGGGCCAUGCAGAAAAAAGCUCGCUUUGCGAAGCUGAAGAUCUGCGUGUACAAGGAGGAGAUGCCCAUCACGCCGUACGAGCGUCCGCUCUUUAACUCUCUGCGCUUCGAGCGCUCGGAGAGCGAGGCCAAGCUCUUCGAGCACCACUGCGAGGUGGACGUCUCCUUCGGGCCGUGGGAGGCGGUGGCGGACGUCUACGACCUGCUGCACUGCAUCGUGGGGGACCUGGCGGAGCGCGGCAUCGCCGCCGAGCAGCAGUGCAUCGGCGUCUGCGACAAGCACCUCAUCAGCCACUACUACUGCAAGAGGCCCAUCUACGAGUUCAAGAUCACAUGGUGGUGAAGUUCAGACCAGACGGACGGAUGUUUGGCUUCUAUUUAUUCAUUUUUUUGUAUUCCAGUUGCCAAUGUUGUCUUUAGAUGUGACCCUUUAAAUGCCGCCGUUUUUAUCCAACAUAUAAACCAUUUCGAGAUGCCAAGAAGUAAACAGUUUUACACGUCAGAAUCCAAUUUUUCCAACUCACAGCUAUGCAAAAGCGCAGAUUCUAAAAUUCAACUCCAGAUAGGAACAAACCGAACAUCUUGGAGCAGAAGACUGCAACUUGAGGCUCUUUUAUCCCUCCAGUGUGGCUCUGUGGGUUUGAAGAAAAAAAGCCGAUCAUUUAAAUAAAAAAUGGGUUCUGGCUAUUUUUUUUUUAAACUAAUUAAAUUUUUUAUAUUUCUGUUUGGAUUUUUAACAUGUCAGAUAACUGUGUAAAUGCUGGUUUAAAAUAUUGCCAAUUAUUAUUAUUAUUAUUUUAAAGCACAAGCAGCUGAUCUUUUGCUGCGACUAGUUUCUGUUCAAAUGUAAAGUUCUUAAAGUAAAUUAUUACAUUUACAUGUAUGGAUUAAAAAUAUAUUUUUUUUUUGCAUCUCACGAUUCAAUUUAGGAGGCAACAAUUCUAUUAUGAAACGAUUAACAAUGCAUAACAGAUCUGCAUUUUUUUUAGAAAUGUUUCUCGUUGCUCCAUUAUCUGUUAAAAAUCUAAACAUAAAUGACAAAAUGUAACUCCAAAGCCACUAUUUCUUCAAAUUGUUCGCAUUUUCUUCAAAGCCCAAGGGCUACAUUGGAAGGAAUAAAGGGUCCCUGGAGCUGCUGGUCGCAGACCCCUGCCUCAGACCACGUUCUGCCGCCUCAUUCUCCGCCACACUUCUUCCAGCUUUAAUGUGCAACCAGGAUGUUUUCCUGCAUCUCCAGCAGGAGUCGGGCUGUCGGUCCCCAAGCGGGGACUGAAUCUGCUGCUUAUCGUGUUAUCGUAAGUGGGUGACACGACCCGACAUCAGGUUUAAACGCCAAUUUAGCUAAUUGUUCCGUAAUAUCCCAGAUGUGUCGUUCAUUUAUUUAUCAGCCUGACUGUAGCUUCGCCCCGAUCGGGCUCACGUUUCACAGCUCCGCCGCUAACAAUGUGAUCUCACAGUGAAGAUUUUAACCUAAUUUAAUAUUGUAAGUAAACUAUAGUCAGAUGUGUAUAUUUUAUGAUAAGCUUCUUAACUUUGUCAGAGUAUAUUUUCAUUACCCAGGCUCCCGUGGGGCCUAUGUGGAAAUGUGGAACUGUAGUUUAAAGCUUUUUUUGUGGAACACUGAAUGUCAGGGUGUGGGCAGUAACUAAGUAGACGUUAAUAUGUGCAGUUUGCUGUGCGUUUCUGGAUUCUUAAAUUGAAAAUGUACCGUUUGUCGUCACUUUCAAGGAGAAUCUUAAUAUGAGCACUUCACGAUUGUAACUGUAUUUAAAUUAUUCACUUCAUUUAAUAUUGUAAAAAAAAACAUGUUUGCAAAAUUUCUGUUGUUUUGAACCGGGUGAUGAUUUAAGAUGCAUUUAUUUCCUCCGUUUCUGGAUCAAUUAAAGUAUUACAUGUAUAUUGUUUAUAAUGUUUUUAUAUUGUUAUUUAUUUGUUUGUCUUGGCUUCCAGGAAGCUCUUAGUUCUACAGGUGUUUGGUUUGUUAGAAAAAUAUGACCCUGUUGUUUUUAUUCUUGGUAAAAAUUAAAAAUGUCAAACACAUGCAUGAGUUUUCUUCUUUGUUUUUAAUUUUUGGUGAUUAAAAUACAUUAAAUUGGGGAAAAUUAUUUAGAAGUCUAAGUCAAACUGAUCUGUACUUAAUGUUUUGCUUUACACUCAUUAUGUAAAAAGAGUUUUUAAAAUAAAAAAAAUAAAAAA
Molecule: messenger RNA, 3704 nt
Organism: Oryzias melastigma (Indian medaka)
Lineage: Eukaryota; Metazoa; Chordata; Actinopteri; Beloniformes; Adrianichthyidae
Gene: kctd7
Product: potassium channel tetramerization domain containing 7
Exons: 5
Coding region: 820-1851 (343 amino acids)
Biological process (GO): protein homooligomerization
Molecular function (GO): protein binding
Source: RefSeq, a predicted model, not a curated record